AUGGAGGCGGUGGGCAAGUUUGAGUUCAGCAGGAAGGACCUCAUCGGGCACGGGGCCUUCGCCGUGGUCUUCAAAGGCCGCCACCGGGAGAAACCUGAGCUGGAGGUAGCUGUGAAAUGCAUUAACAAGAAAAACCUUGCGAAGUCACAAACUCUGCUGGGCAAGGAAAUAAAAAUACUUAAGGAAUUGAAACAUGAAAACAUCGUUGCCUUGUACGACUUCCAGGAACUGGCAAACUCUGUCUACUUGGUUAUGGAGUACUGUAAUGGUGGUGACCUGGCAGACUAUCUUCACACUAUGCGGACACUUAGUGAAGACACCAUCAGGCUCUUUCUGCAGCAGAUCGCAGGUGCCAUGAAAAUGCUGCACAGUAAAGGCAUCAUCCAUCGGGACCUGAAACCACAGAAUAUCCUUCUUUCCUAUGCUGGAGGCAAGAAAUCGAAUCCCAACAACAUUCGCAUAAAGAUUGCUGACUUUGGGUUUGCUCGAUACCUGCAGAAUAACAUGAUGGCAGCAACGCUGUGCGGGUCACCCAUGUACAUGGCACCUGAAGUCAUCAUGUCUCAGCACUAUGAUGCCAAAGCUGACCUCUGGAGCAUAGGAACCAUAAUCUAUCAGUGUCUGACGGGAAAGGCUCCGUUUCAGGCCAGCAGCCCACAAGAUCUUCGUCUCUUCUAUGAGAAAAACAAGAUGCUGAUGCCGAACAUCCCCAGAGAGACAUCAAGCCACCUGAGGCAGCUGCUGCUGGGUCUUUUGCAGCGCAAUCAUAAGGAYCGCAUGGACUUUGAUGAGUUUUUCCAUCACCCAUUCUUGGAUGCAAGUGCCUCUAUGAAAAAAUCUGCUUCUGUGCCAAUGCCUUCCUAUCCCAGUUCAGGCUCCGGUAGUUCCUCCAGCAGCUCUUCCACUUCCCACCUGGCAUCGCCGCCUCAGUCCCUUGGAGAGAUGCAGCAGCAGCUGCAAGAGAAGACUCUGACAUCUCCGACCCAAGAUUCUCCUGGAUUUCUGCAUGGGUCUAAGGAGUCUGCUGGGAACAGCAGUAAAAAUUCAUCGUGUGACACUGAUGACUUUGUUAUGGUCCCGGCACAGUUUUCAAGUGAUAUAACUGCUGAGGCUGCUGGCGGAAAACCAAUCCAAGACAGUCUGAUGUACAGCGGGAGUUCUCUGGUGGCUUCAGCAGGCUUGGAAAGCCAGGGAAGGACACCAUCUCCUUCGCCCCCUUACAGCAGUUCUCCUAGCCCAUCCAGCCGGCCGGGGCAGUUUUCCAGCAGCAAGUACGGACACUCUGUGCCCAUUCCGGUUCCAACACAAAUCCAUAACUACAGGCGGAUUGAGCAGAACCUGCAGUCUCCCCAUCAGUGCUCCUCACCACGGUCUGGGACGGUGCGGAGAUCCAGCAGUACCAGCCCUCUUGGUUUUCCUAAAACUGGUGCUUCGCCYCCUUAUGCUGGAGAGCAUGGAUCUGUGCCCAGCUCCAGGAAGCUCUCAUUUGGUGGUGCCAAGCCGUUUAUGCCAUCUCCACAAGUUGGGACGAUCCCCGAGCAGCCUAACCAGACUGUUAUCCCCUGCUCUCUCGGAGCAGAAAUGAGAAACCGGAUUCCUGUGGUUGGUGCCUCAGCACCCGAGCACUCUCCUCGAGGGAUGGGCUCCCGGCUCCACAGCGCACCCAACCUGUCCGAUUUGCAUUCCUGCAGGCAGAAGAUAACCAAGCAGCACUCUGAUCCUUUAGUUGCUCACUUUGGCCACGCGGCAGUGAACCAGCCGCUGCAGGUGCACGGCCUGCAGCACUGCCGGCAGCUCAGGUCCUCCCCAAAGCUGUCUGAGUUCAUGCAGAGGAGCCCUCUGCCAACUAUCAUGGGCUCCCCCACGAAGGCUGUGUCCCCCUUUGAAUUUCCCAAAACACCAAGUUCCCAGAAUCUCCUCACACUCUUGGCCCAUCAAGGGGUCAUGAUGACUCCAACACGGAACAAGACGCUGCCGGAUCUGAAGGAGAUGGGUCAUUUCCACUGCCAGCAGACUGGCUUGGGGUUGAGGCCUGUGGAGGAGAUCAAGGGCAGAUCGCUGAGCACGGGCAGGCUCACCGACCUGCUUCUCAAGGCUGCCUUUGGGGCACAGAUCUCGGAAGCUGGCAGCAAUGACAGCCUGAACAACGAGAAGCCGAUGGAAAUCGCAGCUCCCUCAGGUGCUUACGGAGGGACCCUGCACRCUGGUGCCCGGGCGGGGGGCUCUGCCAGUCCGUCCCCAGUGGUUUUUACUGUCGGAUCCCCUCCCAGUGGAACAACCCCCCCACAGACCACGAGGACGAGGAUGUUUUCAGUGGGGUCUUCCAGCUCUCUCAGUUCUGGAGGCUCGUUCACUGGCAGACACCUGGCAAUGGGAGCUGGUGGGGACAUCGUGGAAGGCCCCUCGAGUCUCCGGUACGCCUUUGCUGACCCCAUCACAGCUAACCUGGAAGGUGCUGUUACGUUUGAGGCACCUGAGUUGCCUGAAGAGACACUCAUGGAGCAAGAGCACACGGACAUCCUGCGCAGCCUGCGCUUCACGCUGGCCUUCGUCCACUACGUGAUGGAAAUCGCUGCCCUCAAAGGCAGYUCCAGUGAGAUGAGCAGCUCCGUGGCGUCCGAGUACCAGCUGCAGGAGAGCGUGGUGGCCGACCAGAUCAGCCUCCUCAGCCGGGAAUGGAGCUAUGCAGAGCAGCUGGUGCUGUACCUGAAAGUAGCAGAGCUUCUGUCCUCUGGCCUGCAGACAGCCAUAGAGCAGAUCAAGGCAGGCAAGCUGUGCCUCUCCUCCACCGUCAAGCAAGUUGUGAAGAAGCUGAAUGAGCUUUACAAAUCCAGCGUGUCGUCCUGCCACUGCCUCAACAUGAGGCUCCAGAGGUUCUUCUUGGACAAACAGAAACUCAUGGAUCGCAUCAACAGCAUCACCGCAGAGAAGCUCAUCUUCAGCUACGCUGUGCAGAUGGUGCAAUCUGCAGCCCUGGAUGAGAUGUUCCACCACCGGGAGGACUGUGCACAGAGGUACCACAAGGCCCUGCUGCUGAUGGAGGGGCUCUUGAACAUCAUCACCGAGCAGGGAGACAUAGAAAACAUCAAUAAAUGCAAACUGUGCAUCGAGCGGCGGCUCUCGGCUCUGCUGUCGGGGUUCUGCGCCUGAUCUCAAGGUUCAUCCCCCCCACACAUCUCACCCCAGCUGAUCACUUUCUGCUUCCAACACCUGCUGCUGUGGCAAGAAAUGAUCCUGGCGGGAGGAGACCUGGAGGGUGAACUGCUCAAUGCUCUGUAUUUGGAGGCUUUGGGAAGUUGUGCCACAGACUCCGAGUCCCUUGUGGAUAUGUGUGACUGCAGCGAGCACAAAACUUCCCUGCCCAAAAGCCUGGGUGAAGACAUAGRUGAUGUGGAAAGGUUUCCCUCGUUGGCAGAGGGGGAUGAAGGAUAUAAUUCCACUUCUUCCCAGCACUUUGAAGGAAAAGACUGCCUAUCCCUCUUGUUUAAGAACAGGGUAUUCCAGUGCUGUUUCCAUUGCGGGCAAUGGAUGUGCUGAAACUGCUGGCUUCAGUUAACGUUGGAGGGUGUCGUUCAGAAAUCAAGGCCAGUUUGUGACUUUCCCCUAGCCCAGCUGAGAGCCAGGCACCUUAGCGCUUCCUGGCAAGCCGAGGCUCCCCUCCCUCUCCUCCCAGCCCCUUCCCCUCCAUGGUUUUGCCUUGGAGCUCUUGCUGCGUGGCAGAGAGGGGGACUCGGCUCCAYGUAGGGCUGGAGCAGCUCCCCGUAUCUGCAGGCUGAGCGGGGCUGGGGACGUGGUGCAGCCGGCACAGCCCAAGCCCCCCACGGGGUGGACAGACGACGCAGGGACAGAGKCUCUGCCCGGGAAACAAGAAGCCAACGCGCCACAAAACGUCCCCGCGUCCGCAAGAAGCCCAAACAUCCUCCUUGGUCCCUGCGCUCAGCGGGACCAGGGUUAAAACUGCGGGCUGUUCAGCUCAGCCUCUCCGUACAUAUCUGCCCRAGGAAGCACGAGCGCUGUCCUGCUUUCAGCUGUUGGUUAGAGCCCCUCUCCCGUCCCCCCUGUCCCCGACCUGAAAACACUAGCUUUGUGAAUCAAAGGAGCACUUUACACACUGUGGGAACUUUGAGAAGUUGACUUUGCAACACACGACAACCCAGGAGCAUCACGACUGUUAGGAAUGCGCUUCUUCUUAUUCCUUCCCUCGCUUCCUGGUUGUUCGAUUGCACUACGUGUGUGCGUAUAUUGAUAUGUAUUCCUAAGGGUGAAUAUAUGUUGAUAUAUAGGGUUUGUGUGUAACUGUAUGUAUUUAACUGUACUGUAUCUCGUGAGUGUGAGGCAAAAAGCACGGCAGAGUCCGUGCGAUUCCUCCUCCACACCAGGCAAAGCUGACUUGCAGUCUGGCAGUACCAAGAUAAUUUUUGUUUUGUAUUUUAUUUAAGUGUUCUUUUAAGGACAGUCGAUAUAAAGCUCCUUGCUUUUUAAGAGCUCAAGAACAGGCGUUAAGAUCCUACACAUUACAAUUGGAGACGCAUUCUUCUUUUUUUAAGAAAAAAAAAAAAAAAAAGGUUUUAUUUGCUGCUUACUUUUUAUAAAGAAAUCUUGUAGUGUUCGGUUUUAUGUUCAGCAUUUCUUCUGAAGAGCCUCUGUAGCCAAAUGAGACUGUGGGUGUGCGUGGCUGGAGUGCGGGGUGAGCUGGGGUGCUGUGGGCGGGCGCGCGGGGAGCUGGCCGCCUUCCCCGCCGGCCGCGGGCGCAUGUGUGUGUCUUAACUUAUCAGAGUCGUGGCAGUAUUUUGUUAGCGCUGGGCAGAAAAGGAUCUUGGAAAGCAACUCGAAAACCUCAGGCUUUGUUUUUGGGGAUCUAAUAAUGUUUUGCACACGGUGGUUAAGUCCUCAUGGCUUUUUUUUUCCUCGCCGUUUUUGCAYGGUCCGUGGGAUACGUUGCGGGGGUUCCAAGGAGCGACUUGGUUGACUUCUGAGCUGGCAUCAUCUUCGGCAACGUGGAUGUUUCUCAUCGGAGAGCGGGAACGCUGAUAAUGAAAUUAAAAAAUACUUUGGAUACAGG
Molecule: messenger RNA, 5062 nt
Organism: Nothoprocta perdicaria
Lineage: Eukaryota; Metazoa; Chordata; Aves; Tinamiformes; Tinamidae
Gene: ULK1
Product: unc-51 like autophagy activating kinase 1
Exons: 28
Coding region: 1-3150 (1049 amino acids)
Biological process (GO): protein autophosphorylation; autophagy; positive regulation of autophagy
Cellular component (GO): autophagosome; cytoplasm
Molecular function (GO): protein serine/threonine kinase activity; ATP binding
Source: RefSeq, a predicted model, not a curated record